This is a messenger RNA of Macrobrachium nipponense, 2391 nucleotides long. RefSeq lists its product as uncharacterized. The record is from RefSeq and is a predicted model, not a curated record. Bases 1 to 2391 code for a protein of 796 amino acids. Lineage: Eukaryota; Metazoa; Arthropoda; Malacostraca; Decapoda; Palaemonidae. The transcript has a single exon.
AUGAAAGAGUUCUACGAAGAGAACAUCCGGCAACUCGAAGACGAACAUCGACAAGAGGUUCAGAAGCUCAAAAACCAGAAUUCUCGUUUGUUGGCGGCACUGCAGGACAAAAACAAGUACCUCAGACAGGCCAAGAAGGACGCCAAAGCUAGGAAAGCGACCCCAUCGCAUCCUGAAACACUGCAGACGGCCGAUAACGAAGAGCUGGUUCUCGGUUUCAAGAAGGAGAUGGAAAGACUCGCCCAGGAGAACACCGAACUGAGGAGGCAGAGAGAGCAGGAGCAAGACCGGUACGAAGAGACACUUCGCUGUCUGAAGAGUGAGAUGCAGAUCUUGGUUGACGACAAUCACAGAGCGAAGAGAGAAACGGAGGACCGGCAAAGUGGUCUCGUGGAUGAACUGAGUCGUCUCCAAGAAGGAAAUGAGGAAAAAGAUAAGAAGAUCGACCUCCUUGAGAAGAAACUGCAUCUCCUCCAAGACGACAAUGGCCGACAUCUGGAAAAGAAACAACGGGAGGAGACUCAGGCUCUCGAGAACAAGUGCUCCCGUUUGUUGAAGGCGAUCCAGGACAAAAACACCUACCUGAGAAAGGCUAAGAAGGACAUUCAGAAAUUGAAGAGAGAAAUUGACGAGAAGCAAGUUGUUCUCAUGGAGGAGCUAAAUCGUCUUCAGAUUGAAAACAGGGAAAAGGAAAUGAAACUUGAUAUCCUUCUGAAUCUUCUCCAGAAUGGAGACGAUGAAAAGGAGAUGAAGAUUGAUCUCCUUGAGAAGGAAAUGAAUCGUCUCCAGAGUGGCAAUGAUGAAAAGGAGAUGAAGAUUGAUCUCCUUGAGAAGGAAAUGAAUCGUCUCGAGAGUGGCAAUGAUGAAAAGGAGAUGAAGAUUGAUCUCCUUGAGAAGGAAAGGAAUCGUCUUCAGAGUGGUAAUGAUGAAAAGGAGAUGAAGAUUGAUCUCCUUGAGAAAGAAUUGAGUCGUCUCCAGAAUGGAAACGACGAAAAGGAGAUGAAGAUUGCUCUCCUUGAAAAUGAGAAGAUGGAGGAAUGCAGAAAAGUGGUGCUUCUGGAAGCAACUGUAGCAAAUCUGGAGCACCACUUAGAGACACUGGUGAGGAGCAUGCAGACGCAGGAUAGAGAAGGCAUAGCCAUGGAAGAAGAAAUAUUUGGCCUGAAAGAAGACGUAGCGAGAUUGGAGGAAGAAAAGAGGCAACUGGAGAGCUCUCUGGCCUCAUCUCGUUUGGAAUUGGACAAACUAUUGACCCAGUGGAAAGGUCCAACUGCCAAUCCCAAUGAAGAGGAGGAGGAAGAGGACAAAGAACCUGCCAGUACAGCCAAGGAGGACCAAGAAGGAGCUAAUAUUGAAAAAGGCAAACCACUAUAUAGAAGACUGUUGGGCGAAAUAAGAAAUUUGAAAGGAGGACAGAAGCUACUCAGGAAACAGUUGCUCGAAGGGCAGAAAAAAUACGAGAAACUGGAAAGUAUUGUACUCAGCCUCCAAAACAAAGGAGUAAAGAGAAGGGACUGGUUCCAAAAGAUGAUUGAUAGUUUCUCAAGCUGCGAGAGCAAAAGUAGAAGAUUAAACAAGCUCCCUAGGCCUGAUAGUAUAUCCUGCGAAUGCGGACCCACUUGUGAAGGUCUAAGUAUUUUGACAGAAGCCAACUUUGAAGAAUGGCUCAGAGCACAAAACAUUGAGAUUGAGCACACAAUAAUGGCGAGGGAAGGAGACAUUUUCUUUAUGGUGAAGAAGAGGCGAGAAGGACCUGACCUGAGAAAAAGGCAAGAAAAAGAGAUGAGAGACAAAAUACUUAAAGACAAGUUAAUGGUGAAAGGUAGAGAGAAGAUGAAAAAGAGGUUUAGAGAGAUGGAGGAGAGUCUUGAAGAGAAGAUACAGAAGAUAAUUAAAGAGGAGAUUGAGAAAGUAAACAGAGAGGUGAUUGAGAAGAUGAUUAAAGAGAAGAUCCAAGAGAUGUUUCCAGAGCCACAGAAAGAUGACAUAGAGGAUGUACCCGACAAGAAUAUAGAUGAAACACUUCAGGAGACACAAGUGGUACCUGGCAAGGAGAUAGAUGAGAUGCCUAAACAUGAUGUAGAGGUACCGGGCAAGGAGAUGGAAAUAAUGACGGAGAAGAAGAGAAAGCAGAAGAAGAAAAAGGAGAUACUUAGGAAGAUAUGGAAGAUACUGAAAAUGCAGUGGAAGAGACUGAAGAUGUGUAGGAACAUAAGAAACAGACAGAGGGAGGAGGAGGGUGAAAGGAGGGCAGAAUUCAAGAGGAAAUUAGCACUUGAGAAGCUCCUAAAAAAAUAUCGACCCUCAAGGAUUGAAAGGAAAGGUAAAAAACAAGUGCAGACUACUCAGCUGCAGGCACUCAAGAAUGGACGGUGGGCAACUUCUCAAUGA